AUGAUCCGUCAGCUUAAGAGAUUACAAAGCACGGCGUUUCCCAUAUUAAGGGUAGCUAGAUUAUAUGCGACCACUUCUUCUGGAAUAUCCCCCACAGCUGAGAAGAAAUCUAAAUAUGAUAGAUCUCUUUGGAAGCCCAUAACAUGGGUUAUAAUAUUUGGUUCAUUACUUACUUCAAUUACAAACCAAGAGAACAAAUAUAGGGAAUUGGAGAGAAGGUAUAAUUUGAAGAUUAAUGUGCUGAAAGAUCUUAUUGGUAGGGUUCAUUUAGGGGAUAGGGAUUUCCAAAUCGAAGAUGAGAUGAGGCUGGUAAAUAAAUUAUUUGAUCAUGCUGCUGGAAAGGAUGAGAAAUUUGAUGAUGUAGUUGAUACUUUGCGGGUAAAAGAUAAGAGUGGAGCCACUUUAUAUUCUUCAGACCAAGUACUCAUGGGCAUGAAUAGGAAAUCAUUGAUAAUGAGUAAACAGCUACCUGCAGAGGAAGAUUCCCUGGAAGCUGUCUUAAAAAGCAUAUUAAAUGAUAUUAAUACGGAUGAACCGGUUUCUGAACCAAGUCAAGAUAUGAUUGAAGGAAUCAUUACAGACAAAAAACAAUUGGAAAAAGAGAAGAUUAAAGAAGAGGAAAUACUAAACUAUGUUCCAGACUCCAGGCAUCAUCUAAUAGCUGAAAAGGCAGGAGAUAUUACCGAUGUAGCCAAAGAAACCAAGAUAUCUAAAUUUUUGUAA
This is a messenger RNA of Naumovozyma castellii, 723 nucleotides long. RefSeq names its product Ina22p (gene INA22). Bases 1 to 723 code for a protein of 240 amino acids. NCBI's taxonomy places the organism in Eukaryota, Fungi, Ascomycota, Saccharomycetes, Saccharomycetales, Saccharomycetaceae. The record is from RefSeq and is a predicted model, not a curated record. The transcript has a single exon.